AUGGAUGUGGACAUUGGAUCAGAUGCAGUCGCCAAAGGUCAAGUCCUCUCGGAGCUCGAGAUCCCAGACAGUCAGGGUGAAGAUACCGACGCCGACGCCGACGAUGAGGUGGAGGACACAGGCGGACAUGCGGACGCGGACAAGAUGGAUUGGGAAGUAGAAGUGAGAGGCCUUCCCCUUCGCUUGCACUCUUCAUAUUGA
Messenger RNA from Cladophialophora carrionii CBS 160.54, 201 nucleotides. RefSeq lists its product as uncharacterized. The transcript has a single exon. The coding region runs from base 1 to 201 and encodes 66 amino acids. The record is from RefSeq and is a predicted model, not a curated record. NCBI's taxonomy places the organism in Eukaryota, Fungi, Ascomycota, Eurotiomycetes, Chaetothyriales, Herpotrichiellaceae.